GGGCCAGCGGCAGCGGCGGGGGCGGUGGCGGCGGCGAUAGCGGCGAGAGCACGGAGCCCAUUCAUGAUCCAGCGAACGGGGCCGGUGGCGAGGAAAGCGGAACCGGUGCCCUGUAAAGCGGCGCCGGUACCGCCGUCAUGGAGACAUCGGGACAUCUCCACGAUUCGGGCGUGGGGGACUUGGAGGAGGAUGGUCGGUGUCCCUGCCCGCUGCCGGGGGACGAACGGUCCCCGCCGCCGCCCUCGGCGCUGCCUCCGCUCCAGCACAGCCUGUUGCACUCCUCGCCCGGGUCGCUACGGGCCCCUCCUCCUCCUCCCGCCGCCCCCGCCGCCCUCCACCCUUCCUCCCGCCACGGUAGCCAGCUCAACCUCGGCGACCACCCAGCGGGCUCUGGGGUGGCUAGCAGCAAGCACCGGCAGCCCAGCCCCUUGGUUCACCGGCGGGACAGCAACCCCUUCACCGAGAUUGCCAUGAGCUCCUGCAAGUACAGCGGAGGGGUGAUGAAGCCCCUCAGCCGGCUCAGCGCAUCCCGACGGAACCUCAUCGAGGCCGAGCCGGAGGCGCAGCCCCUGCAGCUCUUCGGUGCCGGUGAGCCCCCCGAAAUCGUUGUGUCCCGCGAGGACAACCACGCGCCCGCCACGCUCCGUCCCGCCCGCCCGCCCGCCCGCCCGGCUCCCAGCACCUUCGCCAAGGGCCCCAAGCGCAAGGCGCAGAACAUCGGCUACCGGCUCGGGCACCGCCGGGCGCUGUUCGAGAAGAGGAAGCGCCUCAGCGACUACGCGCUCAUCUUCGGCAUGUUCGGCAUUGUCGUCAUGGUCAUUGAGACCGAGCUCUCCUGGGGGCUCUACUCCAAGGACUCCAUGUUCUCCCUGGCCCUGAAAUGCCUUAUAAGCCUCUCCACUGUCAUCCUGCUGGGCCUCAUCAUCGCCUACCACACACGGGAGGUGCAGCUCUUUGUGAUCGACAACGGAGCUGAUGACUGGCGGAUAGCAAUGACCUACGAGCGCAUCCUCUACAUCAGCCUGGAGAUGCUGGUUUGUGCCAUACACCCCAUUCCUGGCGAGUACAAGUUUUUCUGGACAGCUCGCCUGGCUUUCUCCUACACACCUUCUCGGGCAGAGGCUGAUGUGGACAUCAUCCUGUCUAUCCCCAUGUUCCUGCGCCUCUACCUGAUUGCUCGGGUGAUGCUGCUGCACAGCAAGCUCUUCACCGACGCCUCCUCCCGCAGCAUUGGGGCCCUCAACAAGAUCAACUUCAACACCCGCUUUGUCAUGAAGACACUCAUGACCAUCUGCCCUGGGACCGUGCUGCUGGUGUUCAGCAUUUCCCUCUGGAUCAUCGCGGCGUGGACAGUCCGUGUGUGCGAGAGGUACCAUGACCAGCAGGAUGUGACCAGCAACUUCCUGGGUGCCAUGUGGCUCAUCUCCAUCACCUUCCUCUCCAUCGGCUAUGGUGACAUGGUCCCACACACCUACUGUGGGAAGGGGGUCUGCCUGCUCACUGGCAUCAUGGGUGCUGGAUGUACAGCACUGGUGGUGGCUGUGGUGGCCAGGAAGCUGGAGCUCACCAAAGCUGAGAAGCACGUCCACAACUUCAUGAUGGACACACAGCUGACGAAGCGGAUCAAGAAUGCAGCAGCCAACGUCCUGCGGGAAACGUGGCUUAUCUACAAGCACACCAAGCUCUUGAAGAAGAUCGACCAUGCUAAAGUCAGAAAGCACCAGAGGAAGUUCCUACAAGCCAUCCACCAGUUACGGAGCGUGAAGAUGGAGCAGAGGAAGCUGAGUGACCAAGCCAACACCCUUGUCGACCUCUCGAAGAUGCAGAACGUGAUGUACGACCUCAUCACGGAGCUAAACGACCGCAGUGAGGACCUGGAAAAGCAGCUCAGUGGCCUGGAAUCCAAGCUGGAGCAGCUCAGCGCCAGCUUCAACUCGCUGCCGCUGCUGAUGGCCGACAUGCUGCGCCAGCAGCAGCAGCGCCUGCUCUCCGCUGUCCUGGAGGCCCGGGGGGUGGCUGUGCCAGGGGGCACCCCCCAAACACCUCUGUCCGAGAGCCCCAUCGGGGUCAGCUCCACCUCCUUCCCCACCCCGUACACGAGCUCAAGCAGCUGCUAAACCGCAGCCCCUCAGCCCCAGCGUGGACGGGGGAAGCAUUUCCACACAGAUCAUGAGGUCUCUGUGAACUUUCUUCUGGUCCUUGAACCGCUGCAGGACCCUUCAGCUGGAGCCAGUGGGACCAGCAGUGCCGAGCCACGCUCGGAGCUUUGCCAACGCCUUGGUAUCGGGAAUCGCAUCCCCGUUCAGGUGCCUCUACACGUGGUGAAGGAAGGGGACGGAAGGUGAUGCCUUGGGCCAGCCUGUGCCGCGGCGUCCGGUGAGAGACGGAAAACCCACGCUCAAUCUCAGGUCUUCACAUUUGAAAACAAAACAAAGCAAAAUGAAACGAAACAGAACAAAACACCGAGUCAGAAGCACUGAAGCAACGGAGACACCAGAGGGAGAGCUUUUCUCCCUGGGGCCCUCCCCUCGCCCCCUGCCCCUCCCACGAUUGCCAAACCUCGCCAGGCAGAUGCCAGUGGGGGGGUUCGUUAUGCAGGCUCUGGCUGCCGCUGCCGAUGCUCCAUCCCAUCUCCUUGCCAGGAUCCACAGGACAGCCCCAUCACGCUGACAGCUGGGUGACAGUGCCUGGCUGUAACCUUCCUGGGGAGUUCUCUGGAGCUGUGAAUGUUUUCUACCCAGAGAAGAACAAUGGAUACUUCUUCUUUCUGGUCCUUAGUGUCAUAUCCUGGAGGCACGUGCCAGAGCCAGGAAAGCAGUGCCUACAGCGUGCAGGGCCACGCAGGGCUGCCCCCAGCCGUGGGGCUGGCAGGCCAGCCCGGGCGCUGAGGGGCCUCCAGGUGCUCACAUCACUGCCUGCUGGGAGCCUCCCAGCAUUUUGCAAAGCCAGUGGGCUCUUUGCAGCAGUCUCAGAAGUGCUGGAUGAACACCCCAUCAGCUGCAACUGUCUCCACUUGUGCUGGGAACAUCCGUGCUUGAGCCCAGUUGGCACCAGGAUCAAGCAGGAGCUCACUGGCAAGUGAUGUGGUAGCAGGGGCAGGUGCUUCAUCUGUUUAAAACAAAGCCCAUCGCCUUCAUGCCACUUCUGCUGGGUUUGGUGGAGGGCAGCAACACUCUCUGGCACCGUCUUGGCAAUGGCACUGCUGCCCAUGCCUGCCAAAGUGCAGCACCUCAGACUCCAUUAUACUUUUCUGCUGGUGUUCAGCUUCCUGAGGUACCCUUGGCAUCACUUGGCUGCUUCUGGAACCAGACACUUUCUGUUUUGCUUUCACCAUUUCUCCCUUUUUCCUCCUCAGUUCUUCCCCGGUGUCAUGUUCUGGCUUUUCUGGAUCCUUGCAUGGAGCUGCGCCAGGCUCUGAUUUUGGGGUUGGUGUUUGCUGCUUUCCAUGAAAACUCAGCAGAGAGUACUUAUAUAUUUUUAAACAGAUGAAGUAACUAUGUAAUUACUCUGCAAUAUUAAUUACACCUCACCCAGCAGUGUCAGUAAUUGUAAUCAGUCACUGUGUUACUCCAGGUAUACUCAGCCUGUAACGCUCUCCUCUGUAACUUUUUCCCUUCCAUAAACGAUGCUGGAUUUUGUGUGCACGUAGGGGUAGAGACACACCUCCCUCCUGCACCACCACCCCUACACCCCCAAUGCUGAAGAAUUUCUUUGCUGCCAGUGGUGUGAGGUGGUUUCUCUACUUGUGUCCUGCAGCUGGCAUUACAUAGAAAAAAGCAGUAGUUAGUGAGUACUGCCCCCAUGCUGGCCCUAGGAGGAGAAGGAGGAAGAAGAAGGCUGUGAGGCAACAGCAGGAGUGCUGCAAAAUGAGAUCCCUGUGCUGCAGAUGUGUUGGUAGCAGGGGACCAAACACGGUCAUCCCUGCUGCCUUCAGCAGGCACCUGCCCAUUGCUGCUGGUCCUUGGCCAGUGGGAGACACACGGCUUCUGGGAAAGAGCUGCUCUUCCAAGCACUUGUAAUAGUGUCAUUGAUACCCCAUGGAUGGCUGGGAAUUCACUGCUGCCUUGGAAGCCCCCCAUGAUCUAUUCUCAGCCCAGCUGCUGCUCCCCAUAUGUCUGUGGGUGCCCCCCUGUCCUCCUUGCCCAGCAGAAGCCCCUGCUUAUCUCUGCCAGGAGAUUCCCAGCACAGCAAUGGAGAAUAUAUCAGAAAUUGUGAGAAAGAGUCUGAAAUGCAGCAUUUUCCCUGGCCUGCAGGCAGCUACUGGAGAAAAAUGCUUCCUGAGCCUCAGAUAGGAUCAAACUGCCCAUGGACGGUGUGAAGAUGUGUCCUGGGGCAUCAGAGAGCCAGAGGAAGUAUUGAUUCUUAAAGAUCAAUAUUGCCAGCAGGAAUCCAGGAACCUCCCUGCCAGGCUCAUGACCAAGUCUGGAAAAUCCAACCAAGUGAGACAAGAGCAGGUGCUGUCAGCUCAAGGCUGGAGGUGGUAAGGAUCACAGUGAGCGUGCUGGGAUUGCAACUGGAGCAAGAGACCCUUGUUCCGGGCCAGAGCAGCUACUGCUGCAGUGGGAUUUCGACAGGGCUGGGGCAGUGGAUCCCUGCACACCCCACAACCUCCCUCUCCUGGCCUCACCUCAGCACAACCUGCACUGCAACAACCCUUCUGCCUGGGACCUGGCAGCCCAGGGUCUGCACCCUAUUCCUUGCACCCUGCAUCCCACACACACCCACACCCCUAUCCCACCCACUGCACCCCCCCUUCCACACCCCUAAAUCUCCAUCCCAAUCCCCAAGCCCCUAUCCCACCCUUUCACCCACACCCCUGCCAGUUCUUCAACACUGGUGCCAGUAGCCCUGAUCCAUGGCCAGCACCAAGACCAAACCCCCUCCAGCCCUGCUGCCAGGACCACAGAGCUGACCCAAAGCCACAGUGAGGGCAGGAAUGGUGUGGAGCCCCCAGCCCUGAUGGCAGCUCUUGGUCACCAGCAGCCUUGGCUGGCACAGCCCCAGUAAACAACUCCAGUAAAUGCUCCCCAGCCAGUCCUGUCCACACACCUGAGAUGAUCACUUUGGAUACCCUAAGGGACAUUGGGACAAACAGAGAAGAGCUGAGAUCACCAACCAAGGAGGAGGAGCAGCACAAGAGGAAAAGCGCAGAGAUGCCGAACUCCUGCAGCUGCCAAGCAUCUGAUCCCACAGUCAAUCCCCAAUGCCCCUCCAGGACCCACCUAACCCAGACAGCCCCAUUUUUGGCACAGUCUUGGGGGCUUUUUUUGCUCCACAACUCUCCUUCCUGCGCCACCUGCAAGGAACUGUCCUAGACAUACCAGAGAAAUUCCACGGUCUCUGCAAACUCAUGGAUGUUUCUGUCCAGACUUAAGGAGCUUUGACCUGGGUUUGCAUCUUGCCUCUGUACUGCUCGCUUCUUUUUUAAUGAUAGGGGAAAGCAUAAUAGUUUAUUUUAACUAUGAAAUAUAUUGCUAUAUUAUGAUGGUUAUGGUAAUUUCAAUUAUGGUUUUGUACCCAACACGGUUGUUAGCAGGCAGCAACGCCAGGCUGCUGCCAAAAAUGUCUGUUUCUGAGUACAGCUACUACUGCCAAUGAGGAUGGGAGACAGGCAGGCAGGGAGAGGUGCAGAACCCCAGUCAUUAUCCUUUAUCUCCCUUGUACUCUUUUACAUUACUUGGAAGCUGACCUCUAGCAGCUCUGGAUCUGUGUGCUGCCCAGCGGAACCAGAGCUUUGCUUCUCCCUAGAGGAAGGACAGACUCCCAUUUUUCCCAGGUUCUGGAAAGCCAUGCCCCCCAGAUUGUCUUCUCCAGCAGAAGGAGGGACUCUGCUCCCUGGGUUCUGCAAGAGUCAAACUUCCCCUUUUCCUCCAGGACAGAGGCUCUUGAGAAAGCAGAGGUGCAGAGCACAUUUUCAUAGAAUUAUGGAACCAUUAAGGUUGGAAAAGUCUUCUAAGAACAUCAAGUCUAACUAUUAGCCCAGCAUCACUGCUAACCCAUGUGCCUGAGUGCCACAUACACAAAUCUUCUAAAUUCCUCCAGGGAUGGGGACUCCACUAUUGUCCUGGGCAGGCUGUACCAGAGCAAGAAAUUUUUCCAAUAUCCAACCUAAACCUCCUCUGGCACAACUUUCAGCCAUUUUCUCUUGUCCUUUCACUUAUUACUUGGGAUAAGAGACUGGGACAUGUCCAGUUCACAUUUCACACCCUGCCCUGAGGAGCUGCAGCUUUUGCUAAACCUCAGAGAAUGAUGGCACAGGAGGACAAAACCCUGAGCAUGAAAGAGAAAUGAGACAAGGUUGCAGGGAUUGCUUUGUCUCAGCCUUCCAGCUGGGAACAGGCUGUCCAGGGUUGUGUCUGCCCCAUCCCUGGAGGUGUUCAAGGCCAGGUUAGAUGGGGCUUGGAGCAACCUGGUCUAGUGGAAGGUGUUCCAGCCCAUGGCAUGGGAUGGAACGAGAUGAGCUUUAAAUCUCUUCCAACCUGAACUACUCUGUGAUUCUGUGAUUCCAUGAUUCUGUGAUUCUAUGAGCUCCUUGAGCCCCAGAGAGCAUCACUUCCUUAUCUGCAGCCACUGAACUGCUGGACCUGAUCCCUAUUGGAUCACAAGUCUUAAACUGCUCUUUGGCACCCACACAUUGCCCUGGCCAGUCUUCACAGAGCAUGACAUGUCCAGGAAUGAGCAGCACCUAUGGGACCAAUUCCUGCUGCUUUUGUCCAGAGAAAGUCUAGAAGUUCCCACACUGGCCUUUCCUGAUCAGAGCUGCAGCCACUGCCAUGCUGUGACACCGUUACCACUGUCAGAGCUAUGCUGGUCUCACCCUAACAGGCCAGUCCAGCCUGGCAGAGCCCUAGCAGCCACGAGCUGCCAUGAGAUCUGGAUGCUCCUUGCUGGACCCCAGACCUGAAAUCUCCCUGCAGAAACCAGCUCUGAUGGAGGAAAGGAGCUGGUUGUUCUGAGAGGCUGGAGCUGAGCCUCUGCUGCUGCCAGCUAGGUCUGGGGCUGCCAGGGCAUCCCUGGUCCUCUGCACCACUCUCCCUUGGGCUUCUCCUGCCCAGCAUCUCCCAGGCAGCCAGAGCCCUGUGCCAUGGCCACCAGGUAUGUUUGGUGGGGGGCAGUGGUGGUGGUUGCUCAGCAGUUUGGCAAGAUUCUGCUGCCAGGCUCUGGACUGGUCUGAGCUUCUUCUCACCCAACUCCAAGCUCCCUCCUGAAAGGUACCCAAAGGGUUUGAGGUUAUAGAGAGGGGCUUUUGCAGGAAAGAGAAAAAGCUUCUCCGUGGCAUUAGUUAUUUCCCUAUGGGAUGAGCCACCUCAGAGCCUCAUGAGGCACCAGGCAGGGCUCCAGACCCCCUGCCCAGUGGGUGCUCUUGGCUGAGAGCCCUGGUGCUGUGGUGCUGCAGCACCAGAGCUCUGUGCCCCCAGCUCUGCUCCUUCUUCGCCCAAAGUGUUCUUCCCCCGCUGGGGUCUCGGCGCUGCCGUGCAGCCGCCAGCGGGAGCUGCUUGCAUGUCUCUGUGGUCAGGAUCCAGCCCUGGGCUCACAUUCCUUCUUUAGGGCCAGUCUUUCGGCUGGAGGACAAGAGUGGGGGCUGGCCAUGUCCCCACAGCGUUGCCAUAAACCCGAGCUGUACCCAGAAACAGGCAUGUUUUAAACUAUGGCUUUAACCUGUUCACUGUAAAAAGUGCCUUGGACUUUAAUCUGAAGAGGUCAGUAUCUAGAAGUAUUUACCUGUGCGGGUGUGUAAGGAUGCAGCUCUGUGCAGAGUUACACACACAAAUAUAUGAUCUAUACGUACAUCUA
This is a messenger RNA of Oenanthe melanoleuca, 7794 nucleotides long. RefSeq names its product potassium calcium-activated channel subfamily N member 3 (gene KCNN3). Gene Ontology annotation, cellular component: neuron projection; plasma membrane; neuronal cell body. Bases 138 to 2117 code for a protein of 659 amino acids. Lineage: Eukaryota; Metazoa; Chordata; Aves; Passeriformes; Muscicapidae. Gene Ontology annotation, biological process: potassium ion transmembrane transport. The record is from RefSeq and is a predicted model, not a curated record. The transcript is spliced from 8 exons. Gene Ontology annotation, molecular function: calmodulin binding; small conductance calcium-activated potassium channel activity.